ACGCAUUCUACAUCACACGACACGCCACCAGCAAAGCCAUUAUAACCACGAAUAAACCGGAAAGUUGGGCAUUUCUCAAGUUGUGCUCAGAUCGAUCAGUCGCGCAGUACACCACUACUCUCACCGACUCGACAAAACGUUCAACUUGUGUUCCUUAUCAAUGCACAUAUAGGGAACAGUCCAUCGGUGUGUUCUGGUGAAAAAUCUGUACUAAUCCGCAAUCAUGUCAUCCGAUAUAGAACCUUUCCCGGCGGUUGUUGAGCUAAAUGUUGGAGGCCAAGCGUACACCACGGCUUUGGGAACCUUAACAAAAGACAGGGAUUCCUUGCUAGCCGAGAUAUUUACCGGCAGAUGUGAGUCGGGUCUGGUGAGCAGAGACUCGAGAGGUAGAUACUUCAUUGAUAGGGAUGGCCAGUUGUUCAGGUACAUUCUGGAUUACCUACGGACUAAUAAGCUACUGUUACCAGAAGGUUUUACCGAGUCAUCUCGCCUGUAUGAAGAAGCAAGGUUCUAUCGUCUAGCCGGGCUCAUGAGCCUCCUUGGAUCAUCGCCUACUCCACACACGAACGCGGCGUCGAAUUCAAUAUCAAGCAAUGGUACCUCAGGCAAGGCCGCUGGGUUCCUGACCAUCGGCUACCGAGGGACCUUUGCCUUCGGUCGCGACGGCCUUGCCGAUGUAAAAUUCAGGAAAGUGUCUCGGAUCCUGGUUAGCGGGAAGGUAUCGUUGGCAAGGGAGGUCUUUGGGGACACUCUGAAUGAAAGCCGUGAUCCUGAUCGCGGUCAAAGCAGCCGUUACAGUGCCAGGUUCUACCUAAAACACAUUUACUUAGAGCAAGCCUUUGACAUGCUAGCAACCUCUGGUUUCAAAUUUAUCAGCUGCUGUGCAUCUGGGACAAGCUCGCAGGUCGGUCCAAUGGAGACCGAGGAAAGUAAAUGGCAUCAUUACAAUGAAUUUGUGUUCCAACGACCAUAAUCUUGGACAUGAUUGGAUAUUCUUCAGUCACCAAGGAACUUGAUGAACAUUAUUUAGUGUGAUACUCUGUCGGUUCAGAUUUUAUCUUCAAAAGGAAGCUCUACAUUUUUUUGUCGCAUAAUAGAUUCGACGUAUAGGAUUUGUCAGAUGGGACAGAAUAACAAUUUUGAUGAAUUUGGAGUAAUUCAAGGACAAUCUGGAUAUGGUAAUUUGUUGGUGUUAAGUAUACGCGUUUAGACUGAACAAUUUAGAAAGAUUAAACAUGUCUUUAGAAAUACCUUUGUAACAGACACAAACUUAGUCUCGUUCUCGAAACAUGACCUUUUCAGUUAUCUCAAGACGUAAAUGAUACGGAGUGUAUCACUUCGUUCUAUUAUCUCUUUGUCAGCAAGUUCUUUGUGGAAUAUUUCACCCUUGCUGUCAUGGGCAUUUCCAGUGGAUUUACUUCUUAAACCAGUGGAGAGUAGAUGUAGUAUGCCUACCCAAUGAUACGUACGAAUCCUUGGAGUGAAUUGUACAAGUAGUGUCGACAAUUUUGCAUUAUAGCCACAUUGAAUUAUUCUUUCUUAAUUUCUAUAUUCGAGGAGCUUUAUGAUUAGAUUAUAAUUGUUUUUAUAGUUCGUAAUCGUACACGCCCUACAAUAGACCGUGCCUGUAUCUACGCAUUUUACAACGUUCCAAUUGCAAUAUAAUUUGGCCUUUGGGAUAUUAUUUCGGAUUGUGUUACAAGUUAGCUAUAUCGUCAGACAUAUGCUUGAUGUCACGACAAGCCGCUACUGAUCUGGGAAAAAUAUAUCAUUAAAUUUGCAUGACACGAAUCGGAUAGCUAGGAAAAAAAUCCAUCAAGGAUAAAUUCACACCAAACGAAAGUGAAUAGUAAGAGGUUCAGCCAUGAUUAUGCUGGUAUCGAAUUUUAUGGAAAUGGAAACCGAGAGACUUCAUGCAUCGGUGAUCACGCUACAAGCUGGUCAAUGUUGUACAACACUUUAAGCUGUGUCGCAGAACGAACUUUAAGUAUGUUUUUCUUCUGUUUUAUAGUUAUCAUGACCAAUGAAUUCAAUGAGCGAAGUCAGCCAAAACGGAUGCCUAAAAUGGAAGGUAGGGUAUAUCAUUUUUAGCCCGAAUGUCCAUGGUGCCGAGUUGCCGACGCGAUCAAGCAAAUUGGAGACGAAUUAUUUGCCCCUGCAACGUGUGAAAGGGAGGAUAGAUCGCCACCAUCUUUGUGCCCCCUCCCCGCCUGUCUAUCCUAGUUCUCUGGAUGAUCGCUACCGCUUGCACCCCUGUCAAUAUACCACUUUGUGAUGAUCAAAUAAAUACAUUAAAUAUGAAUGCUUUUUCCAUACUCCUUCCAUCCCCGAGCCCAUUAUGCUCGCCAAUCAUGUUGAUCCACAACCCAGGAACCUAUAAUUACGAUGCAAUCCCUGUGUUUUCAUUCUCGGCCAGUAUGCCAACAACCCCUCGCUCCGUCGUUGCAUAUCAUCUCUCCGGUUUUCUAUGAUCAUAUUUUCUUCUUUGAUUGAUGCAAUUAACGGAAUUGCGCUAUCAAUCAGAUAGAUGCCUCCUUGUGGUGGCACGAUACAACGUUUCAUGCACCAAUUCACGAUGUAUAUAAUAAUGCCCCUGGGAAUUAUCUUCGUUGUCUAUGAAAAAAGAAAACUAUAAGAGGAAUAUAUAAAUAUAAACUGGAAAUGCUCUCUGUAAACAUGAAGAACCGAAGUAUUUAUGUGUAGACCUAUUUACUGCACUAGUUUUGGUUUCUCAGCCAUAUGUUUUUAUUUCGUAAUCAAUAUGCCUGCUGGUGUAUUGUUUAGCACGGUGGUUUAUGCCACCAUCUUCUACGCGGUAUAGUAUUUCAAUUUUAAAGGGAUGAUACAGAUUUAACAGGAAAUCGGCCCUAAAUUUGAAUUUACAGCGUGGAAACAAACUGCUCAAACCUUUCAUUGGCUUAGAUAAAAGUUACUUUAGUUUAAAGGGGACUAUGAGUAGUAUGAAAGAUUUAUGAAAUAGAUUUUACUUUAAAAAGAACCAGAAUUUCAUACUUAAUUGCUAGCAAACUAAAGUGUAAUACUUGUAAUGAUACAAUAUAGCAUCAUAGCCUUUUACAGGCGGAUCGUGUGUGCAUAUUAUGUGCAAAUAAUUUACUCGUCACUUGUUAUCUUGACAAAUACCUCUCUGUUCAAUAAGUUCUUAAUUACAAAAUAUUGUUCUAGAGUCAUUAAAAAACAGUUUAUAUUUCCCAAGUCUGUUGUAAAAAUAAAGUGCAAUUCAUUAGGAACUCUGCAAAGCUAAA
This is a messenger RNA of Lytechinus pictus (painted urchin), 3263 nucleotides long. RefSeq names its product BTB/POZ domain-containing protein KCTD8-like. Gene Ontology annotation, biological process: protein homooligomerization; regulation of G protein-coupled receptor signaling pathway. The coding region runs from base 224 to 973 and encodes 249 amino acids. Gene Ontology annotation, cellular component: signaling receptor complex. The record is from RefSeq and is a predicted model, not a curated record. The transcript has a single exon. NCBI's taxonomy places the organism in Eukaryota, Metazoa, Echinodermata, Echinoidea, Temnopleuroida, Toxopneustidae. Gene Ontology annotation, molecular function: protein binding.